AUGGCGACAUCUGGGGGACACGAGGUAAGCGUGACAUGGUCGAUUGGUCGAAGGGCCCUUCGUGGCCUCGUUCGGGGACUACAAGAUUGGCGCCUGUGUCUGGAAGGGCAAUCCGAGGUUUUGCAGGCCGAGAGCCCAGAAACUGGUGGAACAACGAGGAGGUGGUUCAAAUGGCAUCAUGAAUUCUCGACCAUCAUCAUCUCUCUUGUUUUCAUUUCUCUCUUUCAACCUAGUCAUGCCCAAAACUCACCCCAAGACUAUCUUGACUCUCAUAAUGUCGCUCGGAAGCAAGUUGGUGUGGCGAAUGUGACAUGGGACAACGCCCUUGCUACCUACGCCCAAAGCUACGCAAAUCAACGGGUCGGCGACUGCAGCCUUGUGCACUCCAAUGGGCCCUACGGCGAGAACCUUGCCAAGGGCACUAGCACAUUCACCAGCACCUAUGCCGUUAGCUUGUGGGUCGCAGAGAAGCAAAACUACAAGUACAACACCAACACUUGCUCGAGCGGGUGCGACUGCUUGCACUACACUCAGAUGGUUUGGCGUGACUCGGUCCGAGUCGGGUGCGCUAGGGUUCAGUGUAACAACGGGUGGUGGUACGUUGUGUGCAACUAUGAUCCUCCAGGCAACUAUGAAGGAGAACUUCCAUACUAGGAAAGUCUU
Molecule: messenger RNA, 663 nt
Organism: Eucalyptus grandis
Lineage: Eukaryota; Viridiplantae; Streptophyta; Magnoliopsida; Myrtales; Myrtaceae
Product: pathogenesis-related protein 1A
Exons: 2
Coding region: 1-654 (217 amino acids)
Cellular component (GO): extracellular region
Source: RefSeq, a predicted model, not a curated record